Molecule: messenger RNA, 645 nt
Organism: Theobroma cacao (cacao)
Lineage: Eukaryota; Viridiplantae; Streptophyta; Magnoliopsida; Malvales; Malvaceae
Source: RefSeq, a predicted model, not a curated record
AUGAAUCCACUUUCAAUUUUGCUAAACAAACGCACUCUAAAUGGUGAUAACUACUCUAAAUUGAAAAGAAACAUUAAUAUUGUCCUUAAUUAUGACAAGAUCACAUGGGUUCUUUCUGACCAUGAGCCUGAAGCACUGAUUCCCCAAUCAACUCCACAAGAUAUUGAAUAUCAUAAAAAGUGGCAUGAUGCAAACGAGAUAGCUAAAUGCUAUAUACUGGCCUCUAUGAACAGUAUAUUGCAAAAGCAGCAUGAAGGCAUGGAACUAAAUGGUGCUGAGAUAGAUGCAAAAACGCAAAUAUCAAUGAUUGUUCAUAGCUUGAAUUUGUCAUUUUCACAGUUCAUAUUGGAUUAUGAACUGCACACUAGGGAUUACACCCUAAAUGGGCUAAUGAAUGAUCUUCAAAAUGUGGAGGAGGUUCUUGAUUUAAAAAAGAAGCUUGAAGCACAUGCAAUUUCCACUUCUAAGCCUAAACCCAAGGGUAAAAAGAAGAUAGUUGGAAAUAAAAAGAUUUCUAAGGGCUCAGUGGGAGCAAAGAAAAAGCCCAUGAAGAAAAAGACUGCUUCAAAAGACAACACCAAAGGAAAAUGUUUCCAUUUGUGGUGUGAAAGGACAUUGGAAGCCAAAUUGCAAGGUCUACCUUGA